AUGGCCGAACUGGAUGCCCUUAUCGACUCGCUUAUUGAACAGCGCAAGGCUCCAGAAGCGUCCUACAUCGACAGCAAACAUGAAAAGACGCUGAAGAUCGAACAGAUACCAGGCAAGGGACAAGGAGUAUUCGCAAAACAGUUCUUGUCUGUCAAGGAGCCGAUCUGUUCAUUAAACUACCCAACUAUGAUGGCGAUCGAUUCGGACUUCUUGCAGACGACGUGCUACCACUGCCUCGUUGUCACGGAGAGUCCGCUGCCCAUACCAGGAUACGGACACGCAACUGUCCAACUGAAGAUCUGCAACGGCUGCCACGCUGCGCGCUUCUGCAGUCGAAACUGCCAGGUUGAAUCGUGGCAUGCAUACCACAAGUACGAAUGCAAAAUCUUCAAACGGGUGCAGAACAACCUGCCCCCAGCUAUCCUUAGGGCGGUGCUGCGGGCGGUGCUCCUCAAGGACCGAGAUAAGGUGCCGAGUGACGAAUGGAGCCGUAUCACGCAGUUGGUUUCGCACGAAGAGAUCCUUGCGGCGCGGGGACGGUCCAACCUUACGGACAUGGCGGAAGGAAUCAAACACCUGGCGGCGUCGAGCAUGAGCAUCGAGACGAUCCAGCGACUGAUUUUCAUCAUGAAGUCUAACGCGACUGAGCUGCCGACUCCGAUCCAGGGAGGUAUAGGAGUCAUGCUUGAGCCUCUCGUGGCCAAAUUCAACCACAGCUGUGAACCCAAUCUGGCAGUCCACAGACCCCAACACACCAUGACCAGCGGCUGGAUGAGCUCGACGCAGCUCUCCGACGAUGAGAGACGGACAUUUAUCCGGGUUAUUCCUCUAAGAGACAUUCAGCAAGACGAGGAGCUGUUCAACUGCUACAUUGUGCCCACGGCGUCAGCGAGCGCCAGGAGAGCGAAGCUCAUGGAGGACUACUUUUUCACUUGCAAUUGCUCCAAGUGCCUUUCGGAUAACAAAGCCACGACGGACCUGGCCGCUGAGCAACCCAGUCUCCCAGCCCAGUUUGAUAAGUGGACCGAAUCUGUUGCUCGCCAUCUAUCGCCGGAAAAGCGAAGCUCGGGUGGCUUUCAAAAGGCUGCAGCAGGCAUGGAUAAGUCGGACCGGUUUUUUGACUACCCUGCCCUCUACACGACGGGCAAAUUCCCUGAAAUGGCCAUGAGACUCAUUCUCGAAGGGUUGAAGUAUCAGGCCUUUGACGAAGCGCUGGUGAACGUGCUUCGGAUCUACUUCCUCGUCAAUCCACAGCGCUUCGUCGGCCGGCAUAACCCUACCAACAUCUAUACCAUCUUCCUCAUGCUUGACAUAUUCGAUGUCCUGCUGGGGAUAUCGACUUCUUCUUCGGGGAUUACUAGCGACAAGGUAGAGAGUUCGCUGCGUAACCUGUCUGAUCGAGGACUGGACAAAAACGGACUGAUGUACUGGCGACAGAGAAUAUGUGCAGAUUUGAGAAAAAGGCUGGAAGAGAGUGCGUUGACGGAUCUGCUUAGUCUGGUCCAGAUGCGGGAAGAGCAAGCGAAGCAUAUCAGUGACCAGGUCGUCCUUACUGAAGGGGAGGGAUUAAAGGGGCAAGCAGAAGGGGGAAUGCGAGCCGUCCUGAGGUUAAAUGAGCAGCGAUGGGAGACUAUUCUGCAGGAGACCGGGUGCUGA
This is a messenger RNA of Fonsecaea multimorphosa CBS 102226, 1656 nucleotides long. RefSeq lists its product as uncharacterized. The record is from RefSeq and is a predicted model, not a curated record. The transcript has a single exon. The coding region runs from base 1 to 1656 and encodes 551 amino acids. Gene Ontology annotation, molecular function: protein binding. Gene Ontology annotation, cellular component: nucleus. NCBI's taxonomy places the organism in Eukaryota, Fungi, Ascomycota, Eurotiomycetes, Chaetothyriales, Herpotrichiellaceae.